This is a messenger RNA of Micropterus salmoides (largemouth bass), 1321 nucleotides long. It is a transcript of the gene prpf38a, whose product is annotated as pre-mRNA processing factor 38A. The transcript has 10 exons. NCBI's taxonomy places the organism in Eukaryota, Metazoa, Chordata, Actinopteri, Centrarchiformes, Centrarchidae. Gene Ontology annotation, cellular component: precatalytic spliceosome. Bases 97 to 1029 code for a protein of 310 amino acids. The record is from RefSeq and is a predicted model, not a curated record.
GUUUCCCCUUUCCGUUUCCGCUGAUGGCUCGCUGCUAGCUGCUGCUACUCUGUGCCGCCGUGUGUUUAUGCUUGUUGGAACUAAUUCUUCAUUCCGAUGGCAAACCGAACCGUUAAAGAUGCAAACAGUAUACACGGGACCAACCCUCAGUACCUGGUGGAGAAAAUCACCCGGACUCGAAUCUACGAGUCUAAAUACUGGAAGGAGGAGUGUUUCGGUCUGACCGCUGAGCUGGUUGUCGACAAAGCCAUGGAGUUGAAGUAUGUUGGUGGAGUUUAUGGUGGAAACAUAAAGCCCACUCCCUUCCUCUGCCUCACCCUGAAGAUGCUGCAGAUUCAACCUGAAAAAGACAUCAUUGUUGAGUUUAUAAAAAACGAGGACUUCAAAUAUGUUCGUUUACUUGGCGCGAUGUACAUGAGACUAACUGGCACAGCAGUGGAUUGCUACAAAUACCUGGAGCCGCUGUACAACGACUACAGAAAAAUCAAGAGUCAGAACAGAAAUGGAGAGUUUGAGUUGAUGCAUGUGGACGAGUUCAUCGACGAGCUCCUUCAUGCAGAGAGGAUGUGCGACAUCAUUCUGCCCCGCCUCCAGAAGAGACAUGUCCUUGAGGAGGCUGAGAUGUUAGACCCACGAAUCAGCGCUCUGGAGGAAGACCUGGAUGAGGUGGAGACUAGUGAAGAUGAAGAAGACGAGGAAGAAGAAAAGCCGGAGAGACUCCAGACCCCCGAACCCCACAGGCGCAGUUAUCGAGACAACGACAGACCUCGCCGAUCUCCCUCACCUCGUUACAGACGCAGCCGCUCACCCAGGCGGAGGAGCAGAUCUCCGAAGAGGCGAAGCCCAUCGCCCCGGAGAGAACGCCAUCGCAGCAAGAGCCCUCGCCGCCAUCGCAGCCGGUCCAGAGAAAGACGCCACCGCUCCAAAUCUCCAGGUCACCACAGAAGCCACAGACAUCGCAGCCACUCAAAGUCCCCAGAGAGGAGUUCAAAAAAAAGUCACAAGAAGAGUCGAAGAGGAAAUGAGUGAUUUUACUUUUCCUUUGUUUUGUUUUUUGUUUUUUUUACCUCCAAACUGUCAGAGGUCUUUCCUCUAAAUCUUCAUUGAAAUUUGAGGGUUUUUUUUAUUUUAUUAAGUAAUAUCCAUUUUACACGUUGGACUGCUGACCUGCCUGUAAGAUAUUCCGGAUGAAAAGCCCUCAGGGUUUCAUUAUUGAUAAUCUGUGUAAAUGUAGAAAAUGUGUUUCUGUAUGUUAAGAACGAGUUUCACGCUCUGACCUGACGUUUUUCAUAGAAAUAAAGACCCCGAUUCAUCAACCGUG